UUAAUGAUCAAAUACAAUUUUCAAUACCUUAUCUUCUGGCUAAUGAUUCAGAUGCUAAAACAAGUUCAGUAAUACCUAAAGAUCCUCCAGGAGCUCCUUCACAUUUUUCACCGUUGAUGACGUCUUAUGAGAAGAUAACCUAUGGUGAUCUGAAUAUUAAAACUCUGCCACCUUCUAGUAAGUGCCUGGCAUUGGAAGCCAUAGUGGAAAACCUGAAAAGUCGUGUGGCAUCACCAAUCAAAUGCAGGCCAACAGUUGCAUUGCUUAAUGAUCGAAUAGCAAAGCCCAGGCGAAGCAUUCCAUUUUGUAGAACAACAGAGGAGCAGCAGGCUAAGUGGGUGAUGGAGGCAUACACUUUCUUAAAGCAACAGAAGAUUGAAAGAGCUGCUGAGUUUUCUUCCUGUGAUGAUGAUGAUUAUCUCCUUGAUGCAAUGGCUGAAAUUGAAGUCGUGCUAUCUGAUACAGAUGAUAACGGUAACUAUUCACAAGGCUGUCAAAAUUAUGGAACUUCAAACGUAAACUUUGCAAAAGCAGCAGAAGACAAAAGAGAAAUUCUCAGUCUUGCAUCAAGUGCAAAAAUAGAACCAGGAAAUGUUUGCAGUCGGUUGCACAAAUGUGACAUCUGUCCUUUUUCAAGUGCCAGUAUUAUGUCAGUUCUGUCACACUGUCAUAGACAACACCCCGAAGAAAACAUACCUUCCCCCAAGAUCCAGAAAUAUAGCAGUAAGAUGACUGUGCAGACGGGAUUAGAUUUACCUUUGCCCAAGCACAGCUUAUUUUGGUUUGAUUCUAAAUCUGCUGAUUCAGUUAUUCCUUGUUUUACUGGAUCUUCAACAUUGUGUUUCUGUGAACAUUGUUCAUUCAGUGGAGACUGGGUUUCUUUAUUUGAGCAUUACCAAAAAUCUCAUACAUCUACAAAUGUAACUAAAUAUGGGAGACCGAAAGAGUCAGAGAGAAGAAAUGUCAGCAAUUUACAAGUCAGGGCUCCAGUAGCUUCCACUUCUAGCAGUGAGCCACAGGUGGUGUUUCAGUGCCAGCUCUGUAAUUUUACCUGCUCAUCAAGACGAGUCAUUUGUCGACACUAUUGCAUCAGGCAGAGUGUUACUUGUGCUCAAGUUGAAGACUUUGAUAUUCUUUACAAAUGUGCCUUGUGUAUGUAUACUCAUUUAACUCAGGAAGGACUCAUUAAUCAUUAUCUCAUAUACCAUGAUAUUGAACCUCAAUUUAGCUCUCGUGGAAUCAAGACAGGCCAGAAUGAACUUGUCUCAUUCCUAUCCAGUGAUGAGGAUCUGAAAGCUGGUAUGGAAAAACAGAUAUGUAUGCUAUGUUCAUUUAAGGCUAUUACUCAAAAAGAACUUUUGUUCCACUAUAAAUUACGACAUCCAAGAUUUUAUUCCCAAAAUAGGUGCACUAUUGAAUGUAAAAAUCAUGCCAAUUUGCAUACAACAAACCUAGAUCCACAAUUUUGUGAAGCAAAACAUUUCAAGAAUGGAAGUGAAUGUGUAAAGACUAUGUUGGAGUGGGGAAUGAGUGUGGUCAAUACCAAGGAGCCUUCAGCCUUUGGUGAUGGCAGUGAACUUGAAUUGAUCAGCUGUAAAAGAGAUCGAGACUUAAUAAUGGCAGUGCCUGUCAGAGAACACCUGAGAAAUCAAAACAACAGCCCAUUUCAUUAUGGGCAGAAGGCCAUCAUGACUGCAAACUCAUUAGAUGUAACAAAAUUGCCAUCUAAACAAUUUCCACUGAACAGACCUGGAAGUCGGAGCGUAGAAUACAACCUAAUGCCAGGAAAGCAAAAUGUUGACAGCAGUGACAUUUUUUGUGAAUUUGGUGAUCCUCUGAAUAAAAUCACAGUCCAGGAAUCUAUAUUUGGUGCUGAAGAUGACUGGCAACAACGAGACCUGACAACAGGAAAUGAGGUGUUGAGGGGAGAUCCUACUUCUCGGGUGAAAGAAACAUACUUGGAGAGUACAGUGAAGGACAGUGCCGCAGUGGAAGGAUAUCGUUGUGGGCAAUGUACACGGCUUUUUAAAGCUCUGGCAGGACUUCGUAACCAUGAAAAGAUUCACUUUACAUCCAAAACAUGCCAUCAUCCCAUAACGAAGGGCAGAAAAAGAAAGAGCGGCUUGAAAAGUGACAUCCAGAUUACUAGCUCAGAAGGUGGAAAUUACAGAUGCCCGAGGUGUUCAUACUCGACCCCUGUAAUUGAACAGUUAAGAUCUCAUUCACUCAAAGUACAUGGAAGAUUUCUUAUGCCAAAACUGCGUGCAGCGGCUUCAGAUGCUGAAAAAGCUGGAGAAUACAUGUACCAAGCAUUAAAUGAAAAUGUCUUUCUGGAGUUUCCACACAGUGAAUGUCAAGAUUGUGUUCAGAUUUCUGACUCAAGAAUUGAAGCAUUGAAAACCUUACCAAAGUCUCCAGAAGUGAAGAACUAUUCUUGUGAAUUCUGCAACUUCACCACUUGCCAUUUCCAGAAUGUAAAGAAGCAUUAUCGUAAAGUACAUCGUGAGAAUCUGUAUUUUGAAUGCAGGAAAUGCCACUUCUUUAGUGGGAGAAAGAAUGCCCUUUCUCAGCAUGCAGAAGUAUGUGAACUCACAGUAGGUGAGAAGAAUUGUUCUGCAAAGAAAAUGGAUAAAAACACCUUUGUAGAAAGUCAUAUGGUUGGAAGUGGAAGUACGAUUGCAGUUCACUUAAAAGAAGACUUUGAUCUGACUUCAGCUGAGGUUCAGUCUGGAGUAUUGCAUUGUCCUCUGUGCCUCUACUACACCAAGCACAAAAGCAGAAUGGUCAAUCAUGUUCUGGAGCACAAACAUGGGCAGCUGCCUUAUGUGGAAGAAUGUCAACUUGAACUGAUGCAUUUUUUACCUGGGAAGGUAUACUGUUGUGAUUGGUGUACAUUUGUUACACUUAGUCAGGACACCCUAACACAUCACAUGGACACCCAUAGCCCAGUGAAACCAUAUAAAUGUCGCCUCUGUUUCUUUGAAGCUAGACUGCAGACAGAACUGGAGACUCACCUGCAGGAGCAGCACAAGGUGAAAUGCAACUUUGAUCUGGUGGGUGCGGUGAACCUAAAUGAAGCAGACCUAGUUUUUGAAAUUGAAGAGUUUCAAAGGAAGAGACUCAAGAAAAUCCAGCGUGAACAAAGAAUUCAAAGGUGCACAAGACAUAAUUGUUCAUCUAAAGCAACCCAAUUUCCCUGUGAAUUUUGUGGUCGAAGGUUCCUGAAUCACUCAGAAUGGAAAUGUCACGUUCAAAGACACUCCCUUGGGAGUUGAUGAGGACAUAUUGAGAGGAAACCAGAAAGAAUUUGUGAAUGAAGACCAGAAAUCUCAACAUCUUCAGGAAAACAGGACUCUUCUUCUUCCAAAUACUGUCAGUGAGUUUUUGUCAAUCAUUGUUGUGGUUCUUGUUGAAACACCUGAGGAAUAAAAGCAAAAUUGUGUUCUUUGCAUUUUGUUUUGAUUAAUGUGGUGAACAAUAACCUUGGAAGACCUAUAAAUAGAGAGUGCGUGCUUUAUAAUUCUGUAUGAAAAGUUAUGGCACGUAUGUUUGAAUAAAACAUUUCUUUUUUCCCCCACAGCAGUGAUCUGUCAACUAGAAUUUGCCUUUGUUAUGAAAUUGAUUUAAGCUGUUAGUAUUUCUAUAUCUCCAGCCUUCUGGUGUAUUAUAACUGGGAAGUGUUGUGACCUGAUAUUUAUGGUGGGAAUUUAUAAUGUCUGUGUAUAAAAUAUUUGCUCAUUGAAUUUGCAUCUUUGAAUAUGAUUGGCUAAUCAUAAUUCCAAUUAUUGUUGCACUAGUUCUAGCAGUUGUCAUUCUAGAAUAAAUACUAAAAUUGAUUAAAUGCAACUACUCUAAAUUGACCAAAAGUUCACAUCAAGACAAUUCUUGAAAGUUAUCAACUUUUAUUGAAGUUCACAACAAGACAUGCAUGUAUGUUGAUGAGCAUGUUCCAAUAUGUGCGCACAUUAUUUUUCCAUGCCUUGCAGGUUAUUAAGAUAUUAAAAAACAGUGAAGAAAAGCAAAUUCUCAACCACAGAACAUUUUUGCUAAAGUGUAAUAACUGAGAUAAGGGCAAUUGCUUCACUUUAUCAGAAGUAGAGAUGCAAAUUUACUGUGGUGACAAAAUUAACAUAUUGUUGACCUCUGUAGUAGUUUCAUAACUCUAGUUGAUGAUGAACCUGAGAUCGCGAGACAUCUUUUCCUACCCAGAAAACAUUAAACAGCAUUUGUUCCCUGUACUUUAUCUUUCACUGAACGCACACAAACCUGUGGAAGAAAGCUUUCAAAAUUAAACAUAAAUUUGAUAUUUAAAGUUAUGUUCCUAUGUACAUUCAAUGGUUUUCAACUAAUUUGAUUAAAAAUGUACAUAUUAUGCAUUCCAUUACACUUCUAAUCUACGUACUUUUCAGUGUGUAAUCUCUUCAAACACGUCACCCUUCCCAAGAUUAAAAUAUGAAUUUUUGGGUUUAAAAAAUUAAAUGGCAGAGCUAUACGGUAGAAAUUGAGAGCUAGCAAGCCAGACAAUCUUUAAUUUCAUUUAAUGUUUAUGUUUGUAAUAGUUUAAUUCAGAUGGCAUUUUGAAUUAAAUGAAUUUCCUGCCAAGUGCACUGUUUAAGAACGUUGGCAGUUUUCCU
Stegostoma tigrinum is the source of this 4634-nucleotide messenger RNA. RefSeq names its product zinc finger protein 462-like. The record is from RefSeq and is a predicted model, not a curated record. The transcript has 10 exons. Gene Ontology annotation, cellular component: nucleus. Gene Ontology annotation, biological process: regulation of gene expression. The coding region runs from base 117 to 3275 and encodes 1052 amino acids. Lineage: Eukaryota; Metazoa; Chordata; Chondrichthyes; Orectolobiformes; Stegostomatidae.